Molecule: messenger RNA, 348 nt
Organism: Parastagonospora nodorum SN15
Lineage: Eukaryota; Fungi; Ascomycota; Dothideomycetes; Pleosporales; Phaeosphaeriaceae
Exons: 1
Coding region: 1-348 (115 amino acids)
Biological process (GO): tetrahydrobiopterin biosynthetic process
Molecular function (GO): 4-alpha-hydroxytetrahydrobiopterin dehydratase activity
Source: RefSeq, a predicted model, not a curated record
AUGCAAGCUACACUCCAAAGAUCGCAUGACAACAUCAUCUUCUCUGCUGGUCAGCCUCCCGAACUCCCGGAACGAGCGUCGAGACUCCUAUCGGCCUGGGAGCUGUCAGCAUCAGGCAAGGGCAUCACACGAGCCUACACCUUCACUUCCUUCUCCAAAGCCUGGCAGUUCAUGUCGAUUGUUGCAGACGAGUGCAAAGCCAAGAAACAUCAUCCCUCGUGGUCCAAUCUAUACAACAGGGUGACUAUUGAGUGGACCACCCACCGGCCGGAAGGUCUCAGCAUCAAAGACGUCGAAAUGGCCGAAUUCUGCGAUCAGGAAGCUGCCGAGAUAGGGCUCAAGAUAUAG